Molecule: messenger RNA, 4802 nt
Organism: Zingiber officinale
Lineage: Eukaryota; Viridiplantae; Streptophyta; Magnoliopsida; Zingiberales; Zingiberaceae
Product: CLIP-associated protein-like
Exons: 21
Coding region: 190-4464 (1424 amino acids)
Biological process (GO): microtubule cytoskeleton organization
Cellular component (GO): cytoplasmic microtubule
Molecular function (GO): microtubule binding
Source: RefSeq, a predicted model, not a curated record
UGGAAAGGCUCUGCGUACUAAAACACUGAAGCACCAAACGUCGCCUUUUUCUUUUUGUUCACCGACUCGCUUUUCAUCGCUCGCUCCGGAACGGUCGGCCGGUACGGUGGGAAAAAGUUUUGACCCGAGAUUUCACCAGAUCCGGCCGCCGUGUCGCUCGAGAUCUGCAUCCUUCUCGACGGGGUUCCGAUGGAGGAGGCGCUGGAGAUGGUGCGGGUCAAGGACACCAAGGAGCGGAUGGCCGGGGUGGAGCGGCUCCGCCAGGUCCUGGAGGCUACAACCAGGAGCCUCUCCGCGGCCGAGGUCACUGCGCUCGUCGAUUCCUGCAUGGAUCUCCUCAAGGACAGCAACUUCCGUGUUUCGCAGGGCGCGCUCCAGGGGCUGUCCGCCGCCGCCGUGCUGUCUGGAGAGAAUUUGAAGCUUCAUUUCAAUGGACUUGUUCCGGCUGUCGUGGAGAGGCUAGGGGAUGGAAAACAGCCCGUGCGUGACGCGGCCAGACAGCUUUUGAUUACUCUUAUGGAGGUAUCAUCACCAACUAUCAUAGUUGAAAGAGCUGGUAGUUAUGCCUGGACACACAGAAGUUGGAGAGUGAGGGAAGAAUUUGCAUGGACUGUCACUGCAGCCAUUGGACUUUUUGCUUCAACUGAGCUACCCCUUCAGCGAGUUCUUCUACCUCACGUUUUGCAGUUGUUAACUGAUUCUAACCAAGGUGUAAGAGAAGCUGCUACUUCAUGUAUCGAGGAGAUGUAUGCCCAAGUUGGACCUCAAUUUUGUGAUGAAUUACACCGUCAUCAUCUUCCUUCCUCAAUGAUAAAGGAAAUCAAUACCAGGUUAGAAAAAAUACAACCAAAGCCUCAGCUGUCAGAUGGAGUUGGAAUUUCUUAUAUUUCAGCUGAAAUGAGGCCAUCAUUUGCAAACCAUAAGAAGAACAGUCCAAAGGCGAAGAUAGCUCAAAGAGAAACCUCAUUUUCUAGUGGUGACAAUGAGUCUGCUGAAAAGCCUCCGGUUCCUAUUAACGUGUUUUCAGAGAAGGAACUCAUUAAGGAAUUUGAAAAUAUUGCUUCUAUGCUUGUUCCAGAGAAAGAUUGGUCACUUCGCAUUGCUGCCAUGCAAAGAGUUGAAGGCCUUAUCUUCGGAGGUGCUAUAGAUUACAAAUCCUUUCCUACACUCCUAAAGCAACUAAUUGCUCCCCUUAAUACUCAGCUAUUGGAUCGGCGUUCUAGCAUUGUGAAACAGGCAUGCCAUUUGUUGAGCUUACUAUCAAAAGAGCUACUGGGUGAUUUUGAAUAUUGUGCUGAGAUCUUCAUUCCGGCACUUAUGAAGCUUGUUGUGAUAACUGUUCUUGUGAUUGCAGAGUCUGCAGAUAAUUGCAUUAAAACAAUGUUGCGAAACUGCAAAGUUGCCCGUGUUCUCCCUCGGAUAGCUGAUGCUGCAAAGAAUGACAAGAGUGCUGUUCUUCGGGCCAGGUGUUGUGAAUAUGCACUUCUGAUACUGGAGUACUGGGCUGAUGCUCCAGAAAUUCAACGUUCUGCUGAUUUAUAUGAAGAUCUAAUCAAGUGUUGUAUAGCAGAUGCAAUGAGUGAGGUGCGAUCAACUGCUCGAACAUGCUACCGGAUGUUUACAAAAACUUGGCCAGAGAGGUCUAGGUGCCUUUUCGUAUCAUUUGAUCCUGUCAUACAGAGGUUAUUGAAUGAAGAGAAUGGAGGAAUGCACAAACGAUAUUCUUCUCCUUCCCUUCGUGAAAGGGGAGCGCAAUUUUCUCGUGCUCCAUCUCAAUCCACGAGUAUAUGCAUGCCUGGAUAUGGUACCUCUGCAAUUGUUGCAAUGGAUAAGAGUUCAGUUAUUUCUUCAGGGACUAGCCUUGUGCCAAAAUCCAAAUCACUUGGUAAAAAUUCAGAGAGAAGCCUAGAAAGUGUGCUUCAUGCAAGCAAACAGAAGGUGCUAGCUAUUGAGAGUUUACUGAAAGGUAUUGGCAUGUCUGACAAGCAAAAUUUUGCUACUGCACGCUCCACAAGCUUGGACCUAGGUGUUAAUACUCUAUCUACCCGGGAUACACCACUUGCUACUAGUGUUUCCUCAAGUUCUUUUUCUGUGCAAAGUUCGCUAUUGGGUGAUUCAACCAUUGCAAGCAUUAGAAAAGCUAGUAACAGGAACGGUGGUUUAAAUAUGUCUGACUUAGUCAGUCAGGUUCAAUUAUCUAGAGAUCCAUCAAAACUCUCUUUCCUCAGUCAUGCAACACCUGCUUCCCUGACUUCUUUGUCUUCAUCACAUUUGAAAUGGUCAUCUGAAAGGUUGCAAGAUGGAAGUGGUAGCGAAAAUAAUGUUGAUCACAGGUUAUCUAGGCGACUUCCAAGUAUCCAAACUGAUAAACAUUAUCUGGAGACACCAUCUAAGGAUUCUAGCUAUAGGGAUUCACAGAAUCCUUAUGUCCCCAACUUUCAGCGGCCUCUUCUAAGAAAGCAGGUGACUGGAAAGGCCGUGGCAAAUGCUAGAAAUAGUUUGGAUGAUGGUCAAAUCCUAGCAAGUGAAAUGCCUAGCUAUAUAGAUGGUCCAACCACCCUUGGUGAGACACUUAAUGAGGGACUAAACCCCAGUUCAGAUUGGGUAGCAAGGGUUUCUGCAUUCAAUUACCUCUGGAGUUUGUUGCAGCAAGGCCCAAAAGGUGUUUUGGAAGUCACACAGAAUUUUGAGAAGGUUAUGAAGUUAUUUUUUCGAUAUUUAGAUGACCCUCACCAUAAAGUUGCACAGGCAGCAUUUAUCACCCUUGCUGAAAUUAUUCCAGCUUGCAAAAAGCCUUUUGAGAAUUAUCUUGAAAGAACCUUGCCCCAUAUUUUUGCUAGAUUAAUUGAUCCAAAGGAACUUGUAAGGCAACCAUGUUCUGCAACAAUUGAGAUAAUUGGCAAGACAUACAAUAUGGAUUCUCUUCUUCCUGCUCUUGUCCGCUCUCUUGAUGAGCAGAGAUCUCCUAAAGCAAAAUUGGCUGUCAUUCAGUUUGCAAAUAAUUCCUUUAAUAAACAUACAAUAAACUCUGAUGGUUAUAGUAACAAUGGAUUUCUUAAGCUAUGGCUUGCUAAGUUAUUGCCUUUGGCAAAUGACAAAAAUGUAAGAUUGAAGGAAACAUCCACAUCUUGCAUCAUAUCAGUUUAUUCCCAUUUUGAUGCAAUUGGAGUCUUGAAUUUCAUUUUGAGUCUUUCUGUUGAAGAACAGAACUUGUUAAGACGAAAACUUAAGCAAUAUACACCUCGUAUAGAGGUCGAGUUAAUGAACUACUUGCAGAAUAAGAAAGAACGUCAGCGUCCAAAAUCUUUCCAUGACCAGUCAAAUGUUGGAACUUCUGCUGAGGAAGACUAUGUUGGAGCUUCAAAGAAAGGUUUUUAUUGUGCAAAUUACUCAACUAGUUCAGUUGAUGGUGAGGUUGGGAAGAAGUUGAGUUCAACCCAGCAAUCGAUGCAGUUUGAUACUUACACCAUUCAUGCAACUUCUGAUGAGUCUCAUCAUCCUUCUCAGAAUGUUGAUGCUUGUGCUUGUGAUCCUUCAUCUCAAGAUGGGUUGGUGACUAAUUCCUCACAGAAAACAAAUUAUAAUAUUGAGCAUGAAAGUUCUCUGUUAACUCUGCAUCUAGACAUGAGUGAACUAGCCAGUUCUGAUGAACACAAAGCCAUUGAUAUGAAUGGUGGAAGUGAAAUUUAUGGAGAUCCUGAACUGAAUCAUAAUAAUCUUAAUUUUUUAAAAUCUAACAUAGAAGGAGAUAUGGGACCUAGCAUUCCACAACUUCUUCAUCAGAUUUGCAAUGUAAAUGAUGCGAACUCAAGUUCAGAGAAACGUGACACCUUGCAACAGCUGGCUGAAGUUUCAUUAAAGAAUGAUAGUUCUGUCUGGGCAAAGUAUUUCAAUCAGAUCUUGGCAGCUGUGCUUGAUGUGUUGGACGAUUCAGAUCCUUCAGUGCAGGAGCUGGCUCUUUCUGUGAUAGUUAGAAUGCUUGACAACCAGAAAAGUGAAAUGGAAGAUUCGAUUGAUAUUGUCACUGAGAAGUUGAUUCAUGUGUCUAAAGAUGAUGUUGUGAAGGUUUCAAAUGAAGCAAACCAAUGCCUGAAUAUUAUCUUGACGCACUUUGAUCCAUACAGAUUCCUAAGUGUUAUAGUUCCUCUAUUAGUCAGCGAUGAUGAAAAAAGUCUUGUUAUUUGUAUCAACUGUUUAACCAAGCUUGUUGGGCGGCUUCCUCAAGAAGAUUUGAUGAAGCAUUUGCCUUCAUGUUUGCCAGCAUUAUUUGAUUCAUUCGGAAACCAAAGUCCAGAUGUGAGAAAGGCUGUUGUUUUCUGUUUGGUGGAAAUCUAUAUCAUAUUGGGGAAGUCAUUUUUACCUUAUCUGGAGGGUCUAAGUAGUACACAGCUUCGGUUGGUGACCAUCUACGCAAACAGAAUUUCUCAGGCAAGAUCUGGUGCUUCACUUGAUUCUAACCACUAACACCUUUCUUUUUUUGUUUUAUUUGUUUUGGGUGAGUUGAGGUAUUUGUAUAGUGUAACCAGCCCCUUGGAAUUUUAUCGGUUCCCUGAUUGAUGACUGCCGGAAUGUAGUUUGCUGGAGAGCAUAAAUAAGUUUAUUUACCAUGCUGUAAAGAUCUUAGCUAACGUUAUAAAUAUAUUUAAGCCAUAAGCUGAGAUCUCCCAAUGUAAAGUUGGACAUCAGAGCAAUUGCUCCAGUUUAAUUAACAAUGUGACCAACUAAAGUUGUGAUUGAUCCACUGUAUUUGUCAUCAUACUGGUUUCUGUGAAAUUAUGUACAGAUCAAUUUUACUUUCUCUA